Messenger RNA from Racocetra fulgida, 401 nucleotides. The record is from the annotation of a GenBank genome assembly. Lineage: Eukaryota; Fungi; Glomeromycota; Glomeromycetes; Diversisporales; Gigasporaceae.
AUGCAAAAUAUUGUGAUUCAUCAGUUCCAAAUUAUGAAGUUGAAAACGCAGAUGAGAGUGUGAAUGAAAACGCAGAUGAGAGUGAAAAUUAUAUUACCUUUGAAGAAAAAAUAUAUACUACUGAUAAAUUUAUCGAAUUUCUAAAAAAAGAUACUCAUUAUAUUGACGAUGAUUUUUCACACCAAUUCGAAAAUAUAUGUGAAGAUAUUCGUGCUUUACAACGAAACAUAAAAGAUGUAAAAUAUGGAAGGGACCAUAAUAUUUAUGGUGGUGUCCAUUGUAUUGAUGGGGUCUGGGCUGAUGAUUCUCAUCAAAACCUUUGUCGAAAUUCAUUUAGUUUUCAAAUUAGAGCCGAAUAUAAAAAAAGUAGUAAAAAUUCGACGAAAAUUAGUACUUUAUGA